Molecule: messenger RNA, 1018 nt
Organism: Dicentrarchus labrax (European seabass)
Lineage: Eukaryota; Metazoa; Chordata; Actinopteri; Moronidae
Gene: exosc5
Product: exosome component 5
Exons: 6
Coding region: 61-720 (219 amino acids)
Biological process (GO): U4 snRNA 3'-end processing; poly(A)-dependent snoRNA 3'-end processing; rRNA catabolic process
Cellular component (GO): nucleolus; nuclear exosome (RNase complex); cytoplasmic exosome (RNase complex)
Source: RefSeq, a predicted model, not a curated record
AAAAAAAAAAAAGAAAACAGAUGACCUCACUCCCCCUGCGACCACCGCGGCAGCAGCGUGAUGGAGGCGUGCGGCUCCUCCAGUGUUUCUCUUCGAGAGUUUGGUUGUGAGCAGAGUUUACUCUCUCGUCCGGACGGUUCAGCCUCCUUCACUCAAGGAGACACGAGUGUGUUGGCUGCAGUGUACGGACCAGCCGAGGUCAAAGUCAGCAAGGAAAUCUAUGACCGGGCGACUCUGGAGGUGUUGAUUCAGCCCAAAGUUGGCCUGCCAGGUGUAAGGGAGCGUUCACAAGAGCAGUGUGUGCGAGAGACCUGCGAGGCAUCUCUGCUCCUGACACUUCAUCCUCGCUCCUCACUCACUCUCAUUCUUCAGGUGAUACACGAUGCUGGUUCGCUCUUGUCCUGCUGUUUGAAUGCGGCCUGUAUGGCUCUUAUGGACGCGGGUCUGCCUAUGAGUUGCCUGUUCUGUGGAGUGACCUGUGCCAUCGACACAGAUGGUCAAAUCAUCACAGACCCCACUGCAGCUCAGGAGAAGGAAAGUCGAGCUUUGAUGACCUUUGCCGUUGACAGUAAAGAUCGCAAAGUAUUGAUGUCAUUAACCAAAGGAUCGUUUUCAGUUCACGAGCUGCAGCAGUGUAUAGCAGUCAGUCAGAAAGCCUCAGAGAAGAUCUUUCAGUUCUACAGAGAUUCUGUCCGGCGGCGAUACUCCAAAACCCUCUGAUGAAGAAGAAAGCGCUCUUCUUUUUUUUUUUUUUUUUUUUUUUUUACCUAAAAAAACAACGUAUACAAGUACUGAUUUUGUAAGAAAUUAAUUUGCUUCAAUUCAGUUGUGGUGAGCUGUGCUGUGGGUGAACUGUCAGUGAGGGUGCAGAAUAAGAAGAGGGAAGAUGAAUGUCAAACAAGUGCAUUUAAUGGGAUUCAUUGUUUCUUCUCUCAGUUUAAUAUUUACAUGUAAUACAAGGGUGUGAACUGGGAAAUAACUGAAUAUCUCUUGUACUAAUAAACCUCAUUUGCCACAA